CGGCUCUCGGGGCGGCGCCUGGCUCCGGCGGCCUGGGCACGGCGGGGAGCGUGAAUGAGAGUUUGCUCCGAUUUCCGAGCCGGAGACUCCAACCGUCAUGUUAAGGUAAAGCAGAAAAGUGCAGUGCUGAACAUGCUAAAGAAGUUGGACAAAAUAAGGUUCAGAGGUCACAAGAGAGAUGAGUUCCUUGAUUUAGCAGAGUCUCCAAAUGCUUCUGACACUGAAUGUGGAGAUGAAAUCCCAGUGAAAAUACCUCGAACAUCACCCCGAGACAAUGAAGAGCUGAGAGACCCUGCUGGUCCAGGGACCAUCAUCAUGGCUUCAGGAGUCCAGGAUUUUAACAGAACGGAGUCUGACAGACUGAAUGAAAUCAAAGGUCACCUGGAAAUAGCCUUACUGGAAAAACACUUUUUGCAGGAGGAACUCAGGAAGCUGAGAGAAGAAACGAAUGCUGAAACAUUAAGGCAAGAACUAGAAAAGGAACGACAGAGGAGGCUAGAACUAGAACAAAAAGUCAAUGAAGUACUUAAAGCAAGAGCUGAAGAUGUAUCUGCAGCUCAACAACCUGCAAAGCCACAGACACAGGCCAAUGGAGCAGAUAAACGUAGUCACACAGUAUGUUCAAGACUCCAGAAGUGGUUUUGUGACAAAUUUGGGGAGUAUGUUGAGGACUUCAGAUUUCAACCAGAGGAGAACACAGUGGAAACAGAGGAGCCACUUAGUGCUAGAAGAUUGACUGAAAAUAUGAGAAGAUUAAAGAGAGGUGCCAAACCCGUUACUAAUUUUGUGAAGAACCUUUCUGCCUUAUCAGACUGGUAUUCUAUCUACACUUCUGCUAUUGCCUUUAUUAUUUACAUGAAUGCUGUAUGGCAUGGCUGGGCCAUUCCUAUGUUCUUAUUUUUAGCAAUUUUGAGGUUGUCCCUAAAUUACCUCAUAGCCAGGGGUUGGAGAAUACAGUGGAGUAUUGUGCCUGAAGUUUCUGAACCUGUGGAACCUCCAAAAGAGGAUCUGACGGUGUCUGAAAAGUUUCAGCUUGUUCUAGAUGUGGCUCAGAAGGCGCAGAAUCUUUUUGGGAAGAUGGCAGACAUACUGGAAAAAAUUAAAAACUUGUUCAUGUGGGUCCAACCAGAAAUAACACAGAAGCUCUACAUCGUUCUAUGGGCAGCUUUUAUUGCAUCCUGCUUUUUGCCCUACAGGAUUAUUGGACUUGCAAUGGGACUCUAUGCUGGAAUCAAGUUUUUCCUUAUUGAUUUCAUCUUCAAACGAUGCCCCAGACUAAGAGCUAAGUAUGAUACUCCUUAUAUCAUCUGGACAAGUCUCCCAACAGAUCCUCAACUCAAAGAAAGAUCUAAUGCUACAGUGUCGAGACGACUUCAAACAGCAGCGUCCAGAAGUUACGUGGGCUCAAAUGCCCCAACUGGAAUAAACAAAGAUGAAGACACGAGUCGCUUCCAUACCACCAAGAGGGGGAAUUUCCAUGAAGUUUUUAACCUGUCAGAAAAUGAGCGUCCUUUGGCAGUGUGUGAAAAUGGCUGGCGUUGUUGCUUGAUCAAUAGAGAUAGGAAGAUGCCUACAGACUACAUCAGAAAUGGAAUUCUUUACGUCACAGAAAAUUACUUGUGCUUUGAAAGCUCCAAAUCAGGCUCAUCUAAAAGAAAUAAAGUUAUAAAGCUAACGGAUAUAACAGAUAUUCAGAAGUAUAAAGUGCUCUCUGUUCUCCCGGGAUCAGGGAUGGGUAUUGCCGUAUCAACACCAUCUACACAAAAACCUUUGGUGUUUGGUGCUAUGGUACACAGAGAUGAAGCUUUUGAGACGAUUUUCAACCAGUAUGUGAAAAUAACCUCUGCAUCAUCGAACAGUGAGAGCUAGUAUCUUAUCUUAGAAAACCUAAAGGAAACUUUCUUAUUUUACAAUUUGGUAGUGAAAAAAAAUAAUGAACAUCCUCAUCUAUUUUGCAAUAAUUUUUCUUGUCUGGUGGUUUAUAUUCUAUCUGUUACAUAAAUCAAGUGUAUUUUAUAUAUGCCUUCAUGUUUGUUUUUAAGGUUUUUGUAAAAAAAAAAAAAUUGUAAAAAACCCACAAAAAAAAAAAAAUAACAAAAUGAAGCAAAACAGUGGAAGUGCUAUCAUCACUAUUAGCCUUGUACAUUAAGCACUUUUAAUGUUUAUUUACUGACAUGAGUAGCUCAAAAGACACUAGAAAAAGUGACUGAGUAAUGGACUGAAACAGACUGAUCCCUUUUAACUGCACUUAUAUCACUGGGGAUAUGUUGGACCCAUUAUCUCAGUUAUUUUUUCCCCAAGAUGUGAGAAUAGCAACUGCAAUAUCCUGAAGUCUGUUUCUUCAGCUUUAAGUUUUUAAUUGGGUUCUGUGUUAAAACUGGUGGCCAACACCAAGGAAGUAUUAUCAUCUUAGUAUUUCCAUAUUUGUAACUGCACUUAAAAUAACUCCUCCUUGCUAAAUCUUACAUCGAAGAAGGUUGUUUACCAGUUGGCUUAGGAUCAGUUUUUUCUGCUUACAGAGAUUUAAAUUGUUUGUACAGUGAAUUGGAGGAAAACAUUUCUAGCUAUAUCUUCCUUUCCUGAUUAACCAAAGCAAGAGGAAGGGAGGCAGGCAGAUACUUUUUAUAAAAGAGGGCAUCAAAACGUUGUUCCUAAAAUGUUAGGCUUCGUAUAUUUGUAUUUCUGUAGAUAGUUGUCAUAGAAGGGCUCAGCUGUUGUACAUGUUGUAUGUACAAGGUGUUUGUAUGUUAUUGCAUAAAAGACUUGUGAGCUUUUUGUGUUGGGGAGCUGGGAGUAGUUAAACUAAACUGGCUGUUUUUUAAUUUGGCUUUUCUCUAGAGUUACCUUAUAAUAACACUACGAGACAGCAACUGAAAGCACUAUUUCCUUCUCAAAACGUCAUUUGAGGGGCAUUGCAAUGUCACUGUGUUUCCACUUGUAAAAUUAAAUUUUAGUAACGGUUAAACCCAAUUGCCAGGUAAAACAGGAAGGCUGUGCUCCUUCUCUAAACUCUCUCAGGCCUUUCUGGCAGCAAAGCACAUAUUGAUCUUCAACUUUAAUACAGAAAACUUUUAUAUUCUAUACAAUAGCACCCAUCUGAGAGGUUUAGAAUUCUAUUUGCAUUUUUCUUGAAGCACAGUAGGAGUUACACUAAGCCUUCCAGUUUGUCUGUUCUUCUCUGUUUCUUUUGACUUGAGUAGUGCGAUGUCUCCAGGUGUUAUAUGGAGAACCCCAAAAAACGAAUGGAAAUGCAAAUUCUUAUAUAAAAAAUAGGACUUAGUUUCACAGGCUUUUUUUUAACAGGGAUUUUUCUCUCUUUGGGGAAAAAGAUAGAAUGAAGGAGUGGCAGAGCCAAACACCAAAGGAUCUUUAACACUUAGCACAGUUUUUACUUAAAGUAACUAAAUGCAGCAGUACUGAAGGAGGCAGUUAAACUGUACAGAACUAUUUCAGUCUGGCUGUGAAGAGGUAUGAUGCAAAGAACUUAAAGUGCACCUGAUAUGAAGAAAUACUGUCGAAUACUGUGAUUUGGUUGGGUGUUGUGAAGUAAAACACUGACUGUGGUAAAGUGCCAUGCCCUGGAUGGAACUGUGAACAGGAGCAGGAGAGAAUCCAUAAGGGCUGGGAUGUCAUUUUGGAGAUCUCUUGAACUUUGCAACCAGGAAAAGGGGUGCAUUUCUAAUGCUGCCCAUGUGUGUACAUCAGGACCUGAAAACUUAACAUGUAAGUGAGGUUGGGUGGGCAUUCUAACAUGGAUGUAGCUUGGCAGUUCAUGCUUUCUUCGCUUGACAUACUCAGGUUUUAUGUUUAAAUUCCUUGAACUUAAUUUUCUUCUUCAGACCUGCUUCAAAAUCAAUUAAUCUUUUUGUGAUUGUUUUGUAUUAUUAUCUGACUUUCCUUCCUAGAAGCUUCCCUGAAUAGUGAGUGUGGCUAAUAGGCAUUAAAAUCGCUUAAUGUUAUGUAAAUCUUAACCAGAUUCAUUCAUUUUGUCUUAAGGAAGAAAUCCCUUGGGUAUGUUUAAAGCUAUUGUUUGGUUUUUGUUUUUUUUUUUUUUGAAGAAACAGAAAACUAUAUUUUUUACAGAGAGCAUGCUCUUUUUCUUAUUUUUGUAUCAUUUUUUCAAGUGUAAUUUAUACCUUCACUCUGAUCAUAACAGCAGUUUCAGUAGGAAAUCAGUUGACUGACACUUGUUACUUCCCCCACACCCCCAUUGCUGGUUGACCCUGGUUUAUGGGGUUGUCCUGGAUUCUGGUUCCUGAAGGAGCUGUAGGUCCUGUGCUUGUGGUGCCAGGGUGGUUCACCGUACCUAGGCUUCAGAGCAGGAGAAAAGAGGUCACAAUCCUUUCUCCCAGCCUGAAAUGCCUCGUGUACAAUAUGCUCUUAAUUUUAUUUUCUUUCUGGACAAAGAAAUUAAAAACUUUUUACAAAAUCUAAUGUGUUGGCAUUCAAAAUCAAUGCACACUUUAACAGUGUGAAUUUGAAAAUGAGCAAUUCCUUAAGCAGUAAACCUAGGGCAAACUGCAAUGCAACACCAUUUCAUUCUAAUGUGUAGAAAACAGACUGGAUUUUUUUUUAGGAGCUGUAAUAUAACGGACAGACGUCUAUGUACAUAUUUUGCAAAGUUCACUUUACAUUAAGUUGUCCAGGUUCCUGCUGUGCAACUGCUCUGUGCAUUACAGAACAUCACUGCUGCUCCAAGGUACCCUCAGUGUGUUUACUUAUGAGUACUCCUGUGCUCGUUCCUCUGCUGCAUCCUCGUGUGCUUGGAGGGCAGCAGGGGCAGGACAGUGAGUAAGUCUAUACUUGAUCUGUACAAUUACACUCAAGUUAACUUUAAAUUCCAAUUGACCUACACAAAUUUGCAGUGUAACCUGCUUUGCUUCAUUAGCAGGCUGGGUAGUACCACUUAAUGUAAGGUGUUACUUUCCAAUAGCAGAAAGUGAUGUUCUUGUCAUUCUAUUUGCUGUUUAUAUUUGCAGUUCUGUUGAUGUAUGCGGUUCACUGCUGUUGGAUUUAACUUCUUUUAGUAGAAGUGCAUUGGUUAGUUUGAGUCCCUUUUAAAGGAAGAAAAAAAGGGAGAUGAAAACUGACUACUUCAGUUACUUGUUGGUGACCAUUUAAAUUCAGAAGGAAAAAAAAGCUGAAAUAUGAAAUCAUGCCUUUCCAUACACUGUAGCUUUUGUGAGGCAAGAUUGAAUGAAACAAGCUAUUUCUAAGUAGCAGCAUCACACGGGAAGCCAGCAGCAAAACCCCACUGUUGUUCCUGCAGACAAAGAAGAGCAAGAUUUCACCCAAUCUUGAAGAGAUGACAGGAUGUACUUUUUUUUGGCUACUUAAACUUGUAUGAAGAACACUGGUAGUUUUUAUUGAAUUCUGUACAUUUUGGCAGAUGUUUAAUUUCUACUACUAAUCAUUGAAAUAUAAAUGGAUGUUAAAAUUUUUAUGUCUGAAGUUUGAGUCUAUAUUUUGAAGUUGUAAAUAACUCAUUAUCAGUGUAACUUUUGUUUGACAAAAGACUUAUACUGUAUGAAAAAUUGAGAUAAUGAU
Messenger RNA from Phasianus colchicus (ring-necked pheasant), 5547 nucleotides. It is a transcript of the gene GRAMD4, whose product is annotated as GRAM domain containing 4. Gene Ontology annotation, biological process: negative regulation of toll-like receptor 9 signaling pathway; apoptotic process. The record is from RefSeq and is a predicted model, not a curated record. NCBI's taxonomy places the organism in Eukaryota, Metazoa, Chordata, Aves, Galliformes, Phasianidae.